Messenger RNA from Vigna unguiculata (cowpea), 1973 nucleotides. RefSeq lists its product as uncharacterized. The record is from RefSeq and is a predicted model, not a curated record. Gene Ontology annotation, biological process: lipid metabolic process. NCBI's taxonomy places the organism in Eukaryota, Viridiplantae, Streptophyta, Magnoliopsida, Fabales, Fabaceae.
CAUUAGACUGCAAGCCACUGAAAUCUUUGUUCUUUGCUCUUUCUAUAGUCCCAUUUUCCAUAUCUUUCUUCUCGUUCGCAUUUCACUGGAAAAAAAAAUGAUGCUGGUUAAGAAGGCAGUGAGGAAGCUUGAAAAAAGACCAGCUGAGGCGCCCAAAACUUCCAUGGACAUGGUUUUCACUUUUGCAGAAGCCAUUAGGUUCGGUUAUGCAGACAUACUAGGCAAAUGGAACCUCUUGGACUUACCCAGAGCCAUCCUCUAUGGUAUCAUGGAAAAGGGCAAGAAAACAGUUGCAAUCGAAUGUAAAGAAAGAGAUGAUUGUGUGCAACUGACAGACCCCGAAUUAUUAAAGGAGUUGUAUGAGCUCAAAAAAUGCUUGACACGCACCAUGCUUUUCAGCGAUAGACGCUUUCGUUCCUUUCUAUUUGCAGCUGGAUUCGUCAAGGAGGAUGUUCUCCUAAGGAAGAGAAGAGCUCGGAUUCUGAAGCCUGCAUUCACAGUGAUACGUGAUAAAGAAUCAAAAUGUUUGUUUGUGUUCAUCCGGGGAACUCGAAGCAUAAAAGACACUCUGACGGAUGUAAUCGGUGCUCCCGUUUCCUUCAACCAUUUCAUUUGCAGUGAUGGUGAGCUGAAGAGGAACAACGUGGUUUCAGGACAUGGGCACCGAGGUAUGGUAGCUGCGGCUCGUUGGAUCAAAAAGCACUGCACUCCUAAACUUCUUGAUGAGCUUCGUCAAUAUCCAGAUUUCCAAGUCAAGAUCGUUGGACACUCACUUGGUGGUGGUACUGCUGCAAUAUUGACAUAUAUGCUCAGAGAGAUUAAACAGUUCGCUUCAUGCACUUGUGUCACCUUUGGCUCAGCUGCUUGUAUGUCACUGGAAAUGGCGGAAUUCGGGAAGCCCUUUGUCACUUCCAUUGUAAGUAGUGAUGACGUGGUGCCAACAUUGUCAGCUUCUUCUAUUCAUGAUUUCAUUCACGAGGGUCUGAUUAAGCGUAAAAAGUUCAUAAGUUCUGCUUACAGCGCAAUUGAAUCUCGCUUAUCAUUUGCAUCUAGUGCAAAAGCCUUUGCAGAUCAAGCCGUAUCCCGUGGCACCGAGGUUGUGAUGAGUAGUAAACAAAGAACUCAAUCACUGAUAAGCUGGCCACGACGUGAGAAAACUGCGGCAUUGACAAGUUCUAAAUCAGCAAACAUGGCCGAAGCCUCUGAAUCAUUACCUACAAGUUACGAAGCAGCGACUGAAGAGUUAACAAUCUCCGAGUUUACGAGUGAUGAGGACGAUGGAUCUAAAUCCACCAGCGAAGGAUCUGAUAACGAUGGCGAGGAUGAAGAGGAGGAGCAAAUAAUUUCUUCUACUCCAAACACUGAUAACGAUGAAUUGAAUCAGUAUUUGAAGGAGCUUCAACUUGAGGCACAGGAUGAUAAUCCUAACACUAAUGGUGCGAAGGAAAAAGAAGAAGCCACAAAAAAAGGCAUCACAGAAGCAGAAAUGAAUGAUGAGGUUGUUCCAGGUAGUACAGAGGCAACAUCAGAGAAGCCUGUUAAACAUUAUCUUUAUCCAUCGGGAAGGAUCUUGCAUAUUGUCCCCGUAAUUUCCUCUGAAAAUUCUGAAUCAAACCACAAUGAUGAUGCUGAUGAGAAACGUGUGGUCUUGUAUGAAACGCCCAGAAAGAUGUAUGGAAAACUCCGACUUUCAAUAAGUAUGCUACAUCAUCAUAAAACAGGCAACUAUCUGAAGGUGCUACAACGAUUAAUCAAUCAACUAGAAAAAGAGAAGUCCCGUUAUGGUGCAUGAUAAGCCAAAAAAAUCGCUGUGAAAGGUUCAAGAAGCUAAUAGAGUUUGGAGCCUUAGAAUUAAAAUUAGUCUCUUUGUUAUGUUUGUUGAGUUUGUUGCAGGUGUAAUAAGUCUUAGACUGACACUUUUAUGUGUAAGUUUGUUGGUUGGUGAGGUUCAUGAUGCUUAUGUUUUUCCAGUA